This is a messenger RNA of Alternaria ventricosa, 1068 nucleotides long. RefSeq lists its product as uncharacterized. The coding region runs from base 1 to 1068 and encodes 355 amino acids. NCBI's taxonomy places the organism in Eukaryota, Fungi, Ascomycota, Dothideomycetes, Pleosporales, Pleosporaceae. The transcript is spliced from 2 exons. The record is from RefSeq and is a predicted model, not a curated record.
AUGUCGUUCCAUCUUUUGAGCCAGGCGAUGCAUGCGAAAAAGCCACCCGCCGCCCGUUCUACCACCGGGUACGGCUCAUACGACAAGUACACCUAUCGUUUGCCUUCGACCGAGGAGUUAGCGAACUCGACCAUUGUCCUGGAGAUCAAUCGCGGCCCGAAUGGAUGGGAGAGAAAGCGCAUCGAACCCGUCAACGUCUUGUCCCGUCCAAUCGAGGAUUACCUCCCCCCGCCGGGCUGCUAUUACGACAUGAUGCAGAUUGACAAAGUGUUCGGCAACAACCUCAUGAAGAAGCGUAACAAGUGCAUGUCCUGCUGGAAGCCGAAGCACGUCGACAGCCCCCGCGAAUGCGAUCAGGAGUGCGCGAUAUGCCAGACCGGGGAUCAUGUCGGAGAUGGAUGUCACGCCCUGUACAUGCCAAUGGUACUUUGGGAGUUACUUGGAUACAGGCCUCCGCAUGGCGAUCAGGUCCGUCCAGAGGCUGCUGAGCAGGUGUACCUCGUCCUCGCUGGCAUCAUCAUGCCCCAGGAGAACAAGACCUGGCCCAUCCGUCCGAAUAUGGAUCAUCCGCUGGUGCGCGAAUUCUACGAGGGUCGCGACUAUCCGGAACCACUACUCAAGAAGGCCAUCAUUGGGGCGAGGACACCUAAGACGAGUGACAGCCGAGUGAAGCUGAUCACAACACCCGCAGCGACCGUCAACGAGACGGAAGCAGCGCCCGUCCUGGCAACUGCCUUACCGACUACAGGUGCUGCAUCGGUCGAGUUCCCACCUCCGAACAUCGCGAAGCCGUAUACAGCGGCCAAAGGCAGCAUCGAACAAGAGCAGGAAGAGGAGCCCAGGGCUCUACAAGAGGUUGUGGAGGAUGAGAGUGUGGCGGAUGAACAGGUGUUGCCGCCGACAACGGUUGAGCAACUUCGUGAAGUGAUCGCGGAGAAGGAUGCGAAGCUGGUAGAGCAGGGCAAAGAGCUUGAAGAGGCGAAGAACCGGAUUCGUGAAUUGGAGAAGGUGGUAGCGAACGUUCGGUCUAGUAUUGCGAACGAAUCGAAUAAGCGCGCUAGGUGUUGA